Messenger RNA from Pelodiscus sinensis (Chinese soft-shelled turtle), 3988 nucleotides. The record is from RefSeq and is a predicted model, not a curated record. NCBI's taxonomy places the organism in Eukaryota, Metazoa, Chordata, Testudines, Trionychidae.
AUUCAGUUUCCCUUGGUCUCUCCAUUCAGUGACUGGCCUCUCUUCCGAGAAUGCCCCCUUUGGGCAGGUGACAUGGAUGGAGCUCAUCUGAGACCCACCCACCCAUUUCAUGUGGGCUAUGAACAGGGAUGUCCUUGAGAUUUAUGGGACCCUACACAAUCCUAUUGAACUGAUGCCCCUAUGCCCAACAGCAGCCUGGGGUAGGAUGUGAUUUUAUAAUCAGCAGCACACUAAAGACAUUUUUAAACUAAGGCCCUGUAGACUAACACAAUAAAUUUAGAAAUGGACAGUAUCUACCUGGGGUCGGCCUGUUCAAUGACUUCAUUGCCACUGGAAUGGCUCUUUCACAGGUUGAGUGUCUGCCCAUAGCUCUGGCAGGCUUUGCCACUUUUAAAUUAACUCAAUCUUCUCCAGAAGAAGCAGAGCUGCAGAACAGGGAUUGGAAGAGGCAGGUGGAUGGACAUUAAGACCCAGUGGUUCCCCACAGUUUUAGAUGCCCUAUGCAGCUGUGUAUUCUGUGUAUGGGUGUGGAUGGCCCUGGCUGGGAAAUAGCUAUAGAAUACUAUAACUGGUCAGAAAUUGCCCCAUAGGACAGUUUUGUUGGACUACGCUGUUUAGACCAAACGGGUACAUUCCCAGGAAACAUUUUGAUAUUUGUUCAGUUUUUCCUGAGAAGCUGUUAAAAUGUGUUUCAUUUGCACUGCUUUGACUUUGAUUUCAUAUUAAAUGAAACAUUUUUAUAAGAUUGAAGUGAAAUAUUUUCAGAAUAUUUCAUUUUGCACAAAGUUCGGGGAGGGACAUUUUGUCCCAUCUCAGGAUAAAAUCGAGUUUUGGAAUCUUGGAGUUUCCCCAAGGAUGGAAAUUCCACAUUUUAAACAGCUCUACUAAUGACUUCCACCCUGCUAACCUGGGCUAGAUUUUGACAAGAAAACUAGAGUUGAAUGGCUCCUUAGGUCAUUGGGAACCUUCAGGAUCGUUCAGGGUUCCCACUUUCUCUAAAACACUCACAUUUGGCCCCUUGAAUUUCCCACAUAGUCUCAACUUCCAUCAUUGGUCUCAUCAGCUUGGUAUUAGCUAAUGUGUGUGAAGUGCAGCAGACUUGAUGGUCGCUAAGUACUCCACUAUGCGAUACAAUUCUAUACACCUUUCAUACUCCUCUGGCAUGCCUGGGCUUCUUCAUUUGGGUGUAUUUACUGAGUUAGAGGAUACAUUGGUUCCAUGCACGUCUCAUGUUAGAAAAUGUAGAUGUCACAAUGGGCAAAACUGUUGCAGUCUUGUCUUAGCAUGACAGCACUGAAGAGAGAAAACCCCUGGUUUGAUAUAGCCCCCAUUUCAAAGGGAGCCAUUGUCCCCUGAAUUUUCCAUAGGUCCUCCCUGCUUUUGAAAAUCUAUUGCCCCACUUCCUGCAACAGACAUGGCUGGGGUCAAGGCCCUUAUCUUUUGGCCAGUCUAGCCCAUGUUGAGAUGUUACACCCAACUUGAGAUUUGAUACCUUUGCUUAGGUGUCUCAUGAAUCUAGUUGAUACAGGACCAGCCUGUGCUGCUGCUGGUACUCCCGUGCUCACGUGUUCUCACUUGAGGGGGACAGCGGAGGCCCAGGAGACAUAGGAGAUGAUGGUGUGGUUACGCUUCCCCCCUGAGGCUCCCUGUGUGGUCUCUGUUCUAGCCUGCUGCAGCAAGAAUCAUUGCUCUUGGUGCCUGGAGGGAUGUCCCGAGACACCGGAAGUCAUGACCUGAACAGAGAAAGCAGCAUGAACAGUGGGAAGCCAUCUAAAUAUUCUUCUGAGUCCAGCAAGGCUGAGCCCAUCAAGAAACAGGCUAGCCGGUGCCCCCAGUCGCUGAUGUCGAAAGUGAAGGCAGACCCCAGGUUCGGGAAGCUCUUUAGAUUCCGCAUCCCAGUACUGAUGUGGGAGCGGCACUUCACCCCAGAAACCUGGCACAGACUGAAGGAGCGCAGUGUCCCAUAUGGCUGGCAGAGCUUGUCCUACACAGUAAUUGCCUCCACCUUGCAUCUGCUCAACGACUCUGCCAACAGCUGGCUGGUCAACAAAGCCGGGUUCCCCGAAAGCUGUGUGAGCUGUGCCGUAGUCGGGAAUGGAGGGAUUCUCAACGGAUCCCGGCAAGGCAAGGAGAUAGAUGCCCAUGACUUUGUUUUCAGGCUAAACGGAGCUGUGAUCAAAGGCUUUGAAGAUGACGUUGGCACCAAGACAUCUUUCUAUGGUUUCACAGUGAACACAAUGAAGAAUUCCCUGAUUGCCUAUGGGGAGUAUGGCUUCACCCAGAUACCCCAGUCCAAGGACCUGCGGUACAUUUUCAUCCCCUCAGACAUGCGCGAUUACAUCAUGCUGAAGUCCGCCAUACUGGGCAGCCCUGUCCAAGAGGGUCAUGACAAGGGUGAUGACCCGCAGAGGUAUUUUGGACCAGAGGCAUCUGCAAAAAAGUUCAAACUGCUGCACCCGGAUUUCAUACAUUAUCUAACAUCAAGGUUUCUGCGAUCUGAAAUAAUAAACAGUCAGUAUGGGUAUCUGUACAUGCCCAGUACCGGUGCCCUCAUGCUGCUGACGGCUCUCCAUACCUGCGAUCAGGUCAGCGCCUAUGGAUUUAUCACGGAUAACUACCAAAAGUUUUCAGACCACUACUAUGAGCGGGAGAAGAAGCCUCUGGUGUUUUAUGCCAACCACGACAUGUUGCUCGAGGCUGAGCUGUGGAAGAGCCUGCACAGGGCAGGCAUCAUGAAGCUGUAUCAGCGGUGAGGCUAGAUAGCAGCCCAUCAGCAUCUCCCUUCUCCUCUUCCCCAAGGGCUCCCUUCUCCCUAGCAGGAGCUAUCCACAAUUCAUGGGCAAAGGUGGCAACUAAAGAGCUCAAAUGGAGCAGAUGGAGAAUCCCUUAAUUGCAAGGCUGCGUUCAGCAAGCAGAGGUGCUACAUGGAAGAUUCUACUUGGAUAUUGCUGAGAUAGCAAAGCAAGCGUAGUAGGUCUCUCGGGGGAACCUGCUGGUUGGCUUGAGGCUAUAGCCCACAGACCCUGCCUUUGUACCAGUAAUGCCCGUUCCUCCUAUUGAAUACGGCACCUUCAGGGUGCAAAUUCUGACACUAGGGAAUGAAAAAAAGGGGAUUUCAGAAGCAAGGAGCCUAAAUGUUUGAAAUGCGUCUCCCAAAGAAGCAUGAUGAUAUCGUGCCUGCGCAUUCCAGCUUCCCAUCGAGUAGCCAGAGCUUCAAUGUGGGAACUGCCCAGCCUGCCCUUUCCUCCUCUCCAUCACAGACAAGGGUCUUCGGGAGCCAGCAGGGCCUAAUUUGUCCUCGGUGGUGGGACAUAUCACAGCCACACUCCUCAAGCUGAAGAGAGUUGGUGGACAUUGCUCCUCGGUAGAUUGGGUGCAAGAGUGAAGACCAUUGUGGCUAGGAAGCCUUAACUGUAUGAAGUCCAAGCACCACACAGAUACACUUCUCUGCAGAGUUCCCAUCACAUGCAGAGUUCAGCAAAGGCUGACACCUCUCUCCAGCCUGGGCUUCAGCCACUCCUUGGCUUGCACUCCAUAUUGUGGUAGCAACAGAGAGUCAGGUUGCUACAUCUUAAUUAGGCUUGACAGUACCUUGGGGUAGGUGGGUCUGAUCAAAUGGAAGGAACUGGACACAAUCCUCUGCAUUACUGCACACCGCAAACCUAGUAUCAGUGUAUAUUCAGAGCAAAGCCCUUAGCUGUUGUACAGAUGGAUGGAAUCCAUCACUUCAUCAAUGAAAAAUAAAUCCCCAUCAAGCUAAUUAAAAAAGUCAAUUAGCCAGCAGAAAGCGGGGAGAGGGGUGUUAACCCUGAAUGUACAGUUUGUAAGUUAAUUACAUGUAACUAGGAAGAGUAGAUCAGCAGCAGGUUGGUUUCGUUCUGCAGGGAGGCUGCCGUGACUACUGAUGGAUGGAUGCUAAAACACAAUGAAGGAGUGUAAUUUGAAACAUUUUCCUCACUUUGUAUAACUGCAUAAAUGUUGAAUGAUC